CUUGAUACAACUGAGUAAACACAGAAGCAUAAUCGUUUACUGGCCCUACUGAAUUUUCGUAUAAAGGUAGGCUUCCAAAAGAUGCCAGUUCAGUUGAGCGUUCUAUCCAGAACCAGGCAACAUGCGUCUUCAUAAGUUGUCAUUGACAUUUUGCCUUGUCUUUCUAUUCACUUUUGAAUGGACAGAGGCAAGUCGGCUCUCGGUUAGCGGUAAGAAACUCAUGUACAAUGGCAAGUCCGUCUUCCUGUCUGGGGUAAAUUUCGCUUGGAACUCUUAUGGUUCCGACUUUGGCAACGGUAAGUACAUGGCCAAUUCGAAAUCUACCUUUGAAAGAUGGCUGAAGGAAGUCGCAUCCAAAGGAGGCAACAGCGUUCGUGUUUGGCUUCACGUUGAAGGAGACAACACUCCGAGAUAUGAUGCAAACGGUUAUGUUCAAUCACCAGACGGAACGCUCUUCCCAGAAAUGAAAACAUUUUUAAACACAGCCAAAGCGAAUAAUAUUCUUGUGGUUUUUGUUCUCUGGAACGGCGCUUAUUUAAGAAAUAGAAAAACCCUUGAUCUGUUUCGAGACAAUAAGAAGUUGCAAUCAUACAUUGACAAAGUUUUAAAGCCCAUGGUGAAAUCUCUAGCCGGACAUCCAGCACUAGGAGCAUGGGAGAUUAUCAAUGAACCGGAAGGUUUGAUAUACGACAAUACGAGGGAUGGCAAUAAUUGUUUCAAUACUUUUCCGCUUUACAAAUCGGGAGCUGGCUUUAACAAACCGCAGCAGGCAUUGGUGACAAUGAGAGAGACUCUGUUGUUUAUCAACUGGCAGGCAGCAGCGAUCAAACAAACUGAUCCUGGUGCGCUAGUUACCGUUGGUACUUGGUCUGAGCGCAGUAUGAAUGGGCUGUCUUCCAACUCCAGAAAUUACUACACGGAUGCAUGCCUAAUUGCAGCUGGUGGCCGCGCACUUGGGAAACUAGAUUUCUAUCAAGUGCAUACGUACGCUUAUCCAUGCCAUGCAUCUUUUGCACCUAAUUCGCCAUUCAAGGUUUCAGCUGCUAGAUAUGGCUUGGAUAAGCCGCUCGUAAUUGGAGAAUUGUCUCAAAGAUGUUCCGGUGGCUCGUCUAUUGAGCAACUCUACGAAUACGCUUACAACAACGGUUAUCAGGGUGCUUGGGGAUGGCAGUAUUACAACGAUCCUGAUCCCAAAAAAGACGAACGUGACGAUAGUAUUGAUACCCUUAAUAAGGGAAUGCUAAAAUUAAGAGGAAGAAAUGCCGCUGGUGGUCUCGUCAACUUCCCCGUCAAUUAACGCAACAGCGCGUUCUGUUUCACUGAGUUUGUUUCACGAGAUCCCUGAGGUCCUAAUUACCGUGGCAAAGCAAGUGUAAAAGCAAAUUUUAAAGACAGGUUAUAAAGAAUACAUAAUAUUGCACAAAUGAAAA
This is a messenger RNA of Daphnia magna, 1430 nucleotides long. RefSeq names its product mannan endo-1,4-beta-mannosidase. NCBI's taxonomy places the organism in Eukaryota, Metazoa, Arthropoda, Branchiopoda, Diplostraca, Daphniidae. Gene Ontology annotation, molecular function: hydrolase activity, hydrolyzing O-glycosyl compounds. The coding region runs from base 122 to 1297 and encodes 391 amino acids. The record is from RefSeq and is a predicted model, not a curated record. The transcript is spliced from 7 exons.